Messenger RNA from Pogona vitticeps (central bearded dragon), 1656 nucleotides. It is a transcript of the gene ASCC1, whose product is annotated as activating signal cointegrator 1 complex subunit 1. Gene Ontology annotation, molecular function: RNA binding. The record is from RefSeq and is a predicted model, not a curated record. Gene Ontology annotation, biological process: DNA alkylation repair; regulation of DNA-templated transcription. Lineage: Eukaryota; Metazoa; Chordata; Lepidosauria; Squamata; Agamidae. Gene Ontology annotation, cellular component: nucleus.
AUGGGACUGAGAUCCAAUGACAGUAAAGGAACGGGAGGGAAAUUUAGUAGGGGAAAAAUAGUUUUAAGGUGGUUUGUUUCUAAUAACAAGCCGCCUUAGCUCCUCGUGAGAAGAAAGGCGCCCGGAUGAAUACUUAAAUAAACAAAGAAACUGGCAGGCGCACGCAUGACUUUACAUUCGACCAGAGAACUGCCUACGACUUACUGCGCUUGCGCCGUGGCGAGUAACCGAAAUCGAGAGACGCAUGCGCCUAAGGCCUCCCCACCAAUAGGACACUGGCCAGCGAAGGCCUUUCUUACCAACGCCAGCUUAAGCUCCGGAUGAUGAGGUACGGCCGUUCUGACGUGUCUCGCGGAUCCCGAUAAACCACAGUUAUUAGAAGAGAAUACACAAUGGAUAUUCUACGACCAACACUUAUAAAAAUUGGAGGACGUAUUUACCGGAAGAACCAUGUUCGAGAGCAGGCUCACCAGCAUGAAGAGGAGGAAGAUUUCUGUGCAGUUCCAGAUGAUGGUGCAGAUGAGCCAUGUGAUGCCUUUGUGGUAGAACAGACAGAUAGAGGUUACCAAUGUACUGUGGACAUUCCCAGCCCACUUUACAAGUAUAUAAUAGGGAAAAAAGGUGAAACGAAGAAGAAACUAGAAACAGAAACCCGAACCUCUAUCACUAUUCCUAAGCCUGGUGUAGAAGGCGAAAUUGUGAUCACAGGACAACACCGAAAUGGUGUCAUUUCUGCUCGAACACGAAUUGAUGUUCUAGUUGAGAGCUUUCGCAAGAAACAGCCCUUCACACACUUUCUGUCAUUUGCACUAAAUGAACGUGCAGUCCAGGAAAAUUUUCUACAAUUCAAGGAGGAAGUGUUGGAUCAGUGUUCAAAUGACUAUGGUGUCAGCAGUAGUCUGUUUCAGAACCCAGCAAAACUCCAUCUAACUAUUGGGACACUGGUACUACUGAAUGAACAGGAAAUCAGGCGGGCUCAGGAACUCCUGCAGAGAUGUAAAGAAGACUUUGUUGACACAAUUACAGGAGCCAAACCACUGACAGUUGAAGUAGCAGGCAUAGAGUAUAUGAAUGAUGAUCCAGCCAUGAUCGAUGUUCUCUAUGCAAAAGUCCACACGAAGGAUGGCUCUAACAGACUCCAGCUAAUAGCAGAUAGGCUGGUGGAUCAGUUUGUGACUUCUGGGCUGAUGAUGAAAGAAUGGGAUAGGAUAAAACUCCAUGCCACUGUCAUGAACACCGUUUUUCGAAAAGAUCCUAGUGCUGAAGAGCAAAACAACAGAACUGCAGGCAAAGCUGUUAAGCAAAGAGAGUCAUUUGAUGGCCGAAAGAUAUUGAAGCUCUUUGAGAACUUCUACUUUGGAGAAGUACAGCUGAAUUCAGUCUACCUCUCUCAGCGAUUCUCCACUGACAGCUCUGGUUACUAUGCAACAUCUGGGCAGCUCAAUUUCUCCUGAAGUGCAAAAUCACCUGCUCCAAUUUUCCUCCUGUGUCAACUUUAGAACUUUGCAAGUAUCCGAAUCUUCAGAUCUAUUAUGAUCUGAGCCCAAUGGGGAAAAAUGCUACAUGGUCAUAUAAAUUGCUUUGCCUCUUUUAUGUUUUUAACAGUGAAUAAAUGCUGUAUGCAGAGGGAAAUAAUAUUAGCGGUACAUAAAUUCA